AUGGGAAAACGGAACCGUGCUUGCGAAGAGUGUCACCGGCUCAAGAUCAAGUGUGAUGUAAACACCUCGCAGCUGAAAGCUUGCGAGAGGUGUAGCCGGAACGGUUUGGAGUGUGUUCCGGCAGCUCCACGACUUCAACGCGACCGCAUCAACCAGCUCGAAGCCCAAAUCGAACAACUCAAACUCGCCUUGUCGGAUCAAAGUAGCAACGACACGCCAAGUCGCUCGCCUGAAAAGCCUGUGGAGGACCAGAAUCAAUACAUCUUGUCUUACCUGGAUGCACGUGUCUCGCUUCGCAAGCAGCAAGACCUGCUGUACUUCUUCAGGCAUCAAGUGAGCGCUGUAUGGCCCGUCGUUCGUAUAUCUAUGGACUUGGACCAGAUCCGCGUCAAGUCUCCGAUCCUGCUCAUGUCUGUUUUGGCCUUUACAUGCACACAUAACAUGCAAGGCACUGACUUGGAGGUACACGACGACCUAGUACGAGAGACGAUGCGCGUACUUGGCGAUGAGGUGAUAGGCAGGGGCCAAAGAUCGAUUGAACUUGUGCAAGCAUUGCUCUUGUCGGCCUUCUGGAGCAAAAAUACCCGCAAGGGCCAGCAGGCGAGCUGUUAUCAGGUUGUCCAAUUGGCUGUGGAUAUGGCAAUCGAUCUGGGUAUCGCCGGGUUCGCAUGGCAACCCUCGCCUGCAGCAUACUUCUGCCGGUUGGAGGAUGCGACAUCGCUCGAGGGUCGACGUACUUGGCUUGCGUGCUAUGUUGCCCUCUCGACAUGUUCUGUAGAUAUGCGCCGUCUCAACGCAGUGCCGUGGGAUGCCCAUCUCCAAGAAUGUCUUUCGUUCCUCGAGAGCACGGGCGAAGCACUUGAUCUUCUACUUUGUCAAAUUGUCCGCAUCACACAACUGAUCCAAGUCAUCCUUGGCGAGUUGCACCUUUUUCGUCUGGCGACUUUCGUGGAUGGCAAUGAGUACGGCACUCAUUCCACGAUGGAAAAUCUGAAAAACAAGGUCGACGCUUGGACAACUCAACUUCCUCCGCUCCUCGCGACUUCGUCUACGCUCAGAGUUCUGCGACAUGUCGCCAUGGUUCAUAUCUACGAAGUCGUCCUGCACACUCAGACAAACAAGCCCUCAUUCGCUGCACCUUACAUUCCAGCCCGGAUCCCAGUCAAAGAUUUCCCCACGCCAAUUAACAUGAUACCACCCUUAAGAUCAGCUCUAGAAGCUCUCGUGCAUCACUGCCACGCCGUCAUCGAUUCGGCUACUAACAUGGACCCCGCCCUUGUGCUCAGCCUUCCAACAUUUUCUUUUGCUCCUACGGUCGUCUACUCCCUCUUUGUGUUGGUCACGACUCUAGCAGCGUCUACAAGCCCCGGGAAUACAUACGGCCAGUGCUUGAUAAGAGACCAUCUGCAGAUUGAGCAAUGUGGUGCCAAGCUGAGGAGAUUGACGGGGGGUAUGAGAUCUCUCGAUCCUACGAUGAGUUGUUGGACAUCCCGACUGUUUGACGCGACUGGGUGGCUGGAAGAAUGGUAUAACGAUUACGCUACGAUUUUGCAUCGAUAUGAGGCUUACCUUACGAUAUGA
Molecule: messenger RNA, 1581 nt
Organism: Aureobasidium namibiae CBS 147.97
Lineage: Eukaryota; Fungi; Ascomycota; Dothideomycetes; Dothideales; Saccotheciaceae
Exons: 1
Coding region: 1-1581 (526 amino acids)
Biological process (GO): regulation of DNA-templated transcription; DNA-templated transcription
Cellular component (GO): nucleus
Molecular function (GO): transcription cis-regulatory region binding; DNA-binding transcription factor activity, RNA polymerase II-specific; zinc ion binding
Source: RefSeq, a predicted model, not a curated record